Messenger RNA from Cercocebus atys (sooty mangabey), 1521 nucleotides. Its product is annotated as WD repeat-containing protein 64-like. The coding region runs from base 1 to 546 and encodes 181 amino acids. NCBI's taxonomy places the organism in Eukaryota, Metazoa, Chordata, Mammalia, Primates, Cercopithecidae. The record is from RefSeq and is a predicted model, not a curated record. The transcript has 4 exons. Gene Ontology annotation, molecular function: protein binding.
AUGGGAGCGGAGGGAAAUGGGUUGUCAGUGCUGCAUGUAAGGAAAGGGAUUCUUUGCUUUGAUUACUGCCCAGAGAGGAACUUCCUGGUGACUGGUGGCUACGAUGCCUUCAUCCGCCUGUGGAACCCCUUUGUCUCAAAGAGGCCCGUGUGGCUGAUGAAGGGACACCAGACCUCAGUGACACACAUCCUCGUGGACAGCAGAAACAGCAGCAUCCUCAUCAGUGUCUCCAAGGACAAGAAUAUUCGCGUGUGGGACAUGCUGGACUACAUAUGCCUCCAGUCCUUCUGCGGGAAGUUUUUUGCCCUGGGAAACUGCCCCAUCACCAGUGCCUACUUCUUCGAGAAGGACAAUACGCUCAUCUGCAGCACCUACUCAGUGAGUGCUGUCCCAGGAGGGAGUGGGGUCGAGGCCGCAGGUAGAGGGCCAGGGUCUGAAUCCCAUGGGACACCCAAGGGGUGGCCGCGUCCUGUCCCUCCUGGGACUGCUGAAGUGGCUGGACUCUGUGGCCUGGCCUGUGAGGGGCCGUGUCUUGGGAUUUCCUGAAAUCCUGUUUCUAGGCCUCCAGCCUGUCACUGUCUCUGCAGCUGCUGCUGCUGUCUGCUCUGUCCCCACUCAGCUUCUUCCUCUGGGAGCCACCCUGAACCUCAGGCUUGUUAGGAGCCCUUCUUCCAUGUUUUCUUGGCCCCGUUCCUUCUCUCAGUCACGAGCCUCAUAACUCUGUCCUGUCACUAUUACGUGACUGUUUUUCCUGCUAAGUCAUGAACUCUGGGAAACAGGGGCCGCAUCUGAGCAGCGUCUCUGCAGGAGAGACCCUGGGGGAAACUGAGUCACAGAGAGGCAGGCCAUCUGUGACUCAGGACUCAGCUGGAACCCCUGCGAGGUCUGUACUGACCCUGGAGGACAGGAAAGAUUGGGACAAGCACGAGGGGCUUCCUGUGGAGGAUGGGGGUAAGGGCGCCCACAAUAAGAUGGAGGCUUGGGGAGCUGCAAGGCUGAGCCACAGCCCAUAAAUGGGAGCAGAAGUCCAGAGAGGAGACGUGGGGGCCACGGAGCUUGAGCUCCACGAAGGCCUCCCAUGCUCUGUGGGCUGAACCACCCUGGCUGGUGACACAUUUGUCAUCCUUAUGCACUUGGCUAGCUCUCACGUAGACGGCAGUUUUCUUGAGAAGAAAGGUCAUGGGUUCCUUUAUCUCCUUGCUGAGUGCCAGACAGGUGGUCAGCAUUUGUUGAAUUAAAUAGGCCUUUGAAGUUCAUUUCAGAUCACCAAACCUUAUCAACCCCCUGCCUUUUGUCGUGAACUGAGAAUAUAUGACAAAGAUACUGUCCCAUCUCUCUAGGAACCCACAGGGUAGAAGAAAAACAGAUAAUUUCAGUAGAAAGUGCUGUGUGUUAUGGUAGAGUUGUGUGCUAAGUGCUUUCUGGAACACAGAGGAAUCCUUAGCAACGGGGAGGCAGGGAGGGCUUCUCGGAGGGAACAUCUGAUCGAGGCUUCAGCUUCUCAGAAGUUAUAAGGUGAAA